Molecule: messenger RNA, 1122 nt
Organism: Funneliformis mosseae
Lineage: Eukaryota; Fungi; Glomeromycota; Glomeromycetes; Glomerales; Glomeraceae
Source: the annotation of a GenBank genome assembly
AUGAAUCAUAAUAUACCACCUAUACAAAUAGGAUCUUAUAUCACAAUAUAUGAUUUUUCUGAACAAAGUGGAUUGUUCGUUUCUCCCGUCUUUGCAACUUCUUCACAUAAUGCCUGGUUCUUACGCAUUGACCUUUCUCAUCCGGAAGCACAUUGCUUGACUAAUUGCUGUUGUGCUGAUACAUGUUUCUUGUCUGUAUCGGUGGUUCCAUGUUGGUCUCCUAUUUUCGAUAUAACAGAUGAUACAAGCAAAGCGAAGCGUUGUAGAAUUUCAAUUUUCUUACAGACCGAUAAUUUCGAAAGGGACCUGGUUGUAGAAUCGCAAGUGAUCGAAGCUUCCAAACUACGAAAGUUUGGUAUCUCUUUUAAAAAUGUUUGCUCACGCAAAGAAUUGAACUCAAGUUUGUGUAAAGAUACAUUAAUUACCAAAGUGAUUUUCGGACCAGAGGAUCCCGAAUGGUUACAUAAUUCAAAAAGAUUGGGAUACCUUUAUGACAAUGAUUCAACCGCGCCAGAUAUUAUAUUUUGUGUAAAAGGUAAACACAUAUACGCACAUUCAAGCAUUCUUAAAGACGCGGUUAGUUUAAAGUCCAACCAUGAAUUCCAAGAGAUUCUCAGACGUGGUACGUCUCAUUGUCAAUGCUGUGAAGAUCAAAAAGGGGAUAACGUGAUGACAAAAUCAAAAAGAUCACAUGAAAAAAGAUUCAUUUAUAUUGAUAUACCUCUAUUAGAAAUUUUAACUUUUGAAACCAUUCUUUAUUUUUUGUAUACUGGUAUAGUUUGUAUUAAUAACGUUUCAGAUAUUCUUGAUUUAUGUUUUUGGGCUAGCGAAUUUGGAUUAGAUGAAUUAAGUGAAAUAGCGAAAUCAGACCUUAAGUUUAGAUUAAAUAUUGAUAAUGUUUUUGAAGGAUUACUUGCUGUGGGACCUUGUUGGAGCGAUCUUAGGGAUGAAUUGGUGAUUUAUAUAGCGAGAAAUUUUCCAUUAGUUCAAGUUACGCCCGGAUUUAAAGGUGCUAUGAUGAAUUUGGAUAGAUAUCCUGGUGCUAGAGAAAUUUGGUCGGAAAUUACUGAUACCAUGAAAAAACUUGGUAACGCUUAUUACCUAUCUGUACCUCUCAUAUAA